GAACUCUUCUGUGUUGUGAAUUAGAACGUCUCUGAAUGUUUUAGUCUGAUUCUGGGUCGUUUCUUAAAUAUAUUUUGGACUGAAGUGUCCGUCCAGAACCAAUCCUAAGACCUGGGAUGGACUUCACUGAGUUUCCAAAAGAUGUAGAAUGCUGCCCCCCUGUGUUCAUUCAGUGUAACAACAGGAGUUGUACAGAGACCUGCAAAAAGACUGAAAAACUCAAAGAUCCUGAUGUUUCUCAGAUGUUCCCAAAGUUUGGAAGACCAGCAGAAGUGAACCUUCUCAGUCUGCAUGUUCCUCAGCGUGUCUGGGGCUCAGGGUGAAGCCGCCACAGAAUCAGACUCUGGCAACAAACCCAGAACUCUUCAGCACUGCUUCUCCUGCUGGUUCGGGACUGGUUUGGGUUUAUUUCCCGUCUAUUCCUGUGGUUUCUUGCUGUUUUGGCUCUAUCUUCCACCUCUUUGAUGGGGGAAACUCAGCUGACGGUGGCAAAAGGAGCACAGCAGCAAAGUGACUUUGUGAGCAGACCGGUCCGGACCCUCAGGGUGAAGAUGGUCCUGCUCGGAAGCUCCGGGGUUGGAAAGUCCAGCCUGGCUUUGAGGUUCGGAAAGGACCAGUUCAAGAACACGUCACCUACUGUGGGCUGUGCCUAUUUAACCCAGGUGUUACACCUGAACAACGUCACACUUCGCUUUGAGAUCUGGGACACAGCAGGGCAGGAAAAAUACCACAGCGUGACCCCGCUGUACUACAGAGGAGCCCAUGCUGCUCUCGUUGUUUACGACAUCUCCAAAAGGGAAACCUUCAUCAGAGCUCAGCUGUGGAUCAAGGAGCUGGAGAAACAGUACAUCCCAGGAUCUACGGUCAUUUGUCUCGUGGGCAACAAGGGAGACCUGGAUCAGGACCGGCAGGUUUCAGCUGAGGAAGGACUGGGUCUGGCCAGCUCUAAAGGUCUGUCCUUCACAGAGACCUCAGCUCUGUCUGGAGAUCAGGUCACCGAGCUGCUGAUGGCUGUGGGGUCUACGAGUCCAUCGGAGAGCAGCAGGGAGGUCUGUCAGAGUGGCAGGAGACCCCUCUGCUGGAUCAGCACCAAAGGAACAUGUUCAAUCCGUUCUCCUCCUGCUGCAAAGUUGGACCCUGAUCUUCAGCCUUUGCAGAGUUAUAUUUCUGGAUCUUUUGUAUUUCCUGAUCAAACAGAACCAGAACACAGCAUGCUGUUUUGUUCAGAUCACUUUCACCAGAUCAUCCAGACAAAGACAAACACGAGGUUCUCUUGUUAAACAUUUAAAACUUACAUAUAAUGAACAAUAAAUAAGUAAAUACCUUUUGUAAUUAUUA
Molecule: messenger RNA, 1338 nt
Organism: Girardinichthys multiradiatus
Lineage: Eukaryota; Metazoa; Chordata; Actinopteri; Cyprinodontiformes; Goodeidae
Product: ras-related protein Rab-17-like
Exons: 6
Coding region: 465-1280 (271 amino acids)
Cellular component (GO): endosome
Molecular function (GO): GTPase activity; GTP binding
Source: RefSeq, a predicted model, not a curated record